Molecule: messenger RNA, 1020 nt
Organism: Podarcis muralis (Common wall lizard)
Lineage: Eukaryota; Metazoa; Chordata; Lepidosauria; Squamata; Lacertidae
Gene: ANAPC13
Product: anaphase promoting complex subunit 13
Biological process (GO): protein K11-linked ubiquitination
Cellular component (GO): anaphase-promoting complex
Source: RefSeq, a predicted model, not a curated record
UCCGAGGUUCGGAAAACAGUGGCGCGUCUUAGGUGAGAAGCUGGCGGGUGACAGGAUCGGGGCGGCGGAGGUUGUCCCAAGCCGCCUGCCUUUUUCCGAAUGAAAGCAAAGCGCAGGUACGCUUAGGAUCAGGGUCCGAAGCCCGUGUGUGACGUAGCCCUGGUUCUCCCCGGGCUGCACGAAGAUGGACAGCGAAGUGCAGAGAGACGGGCGGAUCCUCGAUUUGAUCGACGACGCGUGGAGGGAAGAUAAGUUGCCCUACGAAGAUGUGGCAAUACCGCUGAAUGAGCUUCCUGAACCAGAACAAGACAAUGGUGGCACAACAGAAUCUGUAAAAGAACAAGAAAUGAAAUGGACUGACUUGGCUUUGCAAUACCUUCAUGAAAAUAUUCCUCCGACAGGAAACUAGUGUGUCUGUGAUACUUCUUGCAGUAAUUAAAAUGUUACCAGCACUUCAUCCACAUCUACCUGCUUUAAUUUGGAAAGAAAACAUUUGUAAAACUUCCAAUCCUGAGUCACUGAUUAUUAGGUCUUUUUAGAUAUAUCAGAGCCUUAGAAGCUGCACACAAUAAGUGUGUGUAAAUUAAUAAUUCCUUAAAACAUGUCAGGUUGUUGUUUUUACAUCAUGUUUCAUUGUUGGGGUCUGUGAUAUGAGCCAAGGAACUGUUCCCAGUGGCAGUAAACAUUAACCCAAACUGUAUGGUUAAUGUUAGUCUCUGUUUGGUACUUGGUUGCAAGCUGAUUGUAUGACCUCACCAGACCAGUCACACUAUAUCAUAUUGGAUGUUUAGAUCAAGCAGAAGAGACAAACAAUCUGAACUUUCUUUUAUGAUCUCUAUGAGUCUGUCCUAAACACUGCUUCUGAGUAUUAGGCAUUAAAAUAAUUUUACACAAGCAUUUCUGAAGAGGUAAAAGAAGGUUUGCAGUUCGUAUAUUUUUAUUACAGAUCUCCUUCCCAGUGCCAUAGAAAUCCUGUUAACAUUUAUUCCAUGUAUUUAUAUUAAAGAAAUGUGUUAGUAA